Messenger RNA from Vanessa tameamea, 2315 nucleotides. Its product is annotated as spidroin-2-like. The coding region runs from base 46 to 1881 and encodes 611 amino acids. The record is from RefSeq and is a predicted model, not a curated record. Gene Ontology annotation, cellular component: extracellular region. Gene Ontology annotation, molecular function: chitin binding. Lineage: Eukaryota; Metazoa; Arthropoda; Insecta; Lepidoptera; Nymphalidae. The transcript is spliced from 3 exons.
CUUCGAGGUGGUGGUGACUAUUGCAAAGACAUAUAAGCGCGAGUAAUGAUACUAAGGUACAGUUUGCGCAGACUCGCUCGCGCUUCGUACGUACGAUUUAGUUUAGGGUUUCCAAGCGACACCAACAACAUGCUACGUUUGUCAACGUUUUGCAUGUUACUGUCGAUAGCAGUCGCUCAAAGUGGAUAUGAAUAUAACAAACCAAAUAAACCAUACAGUCCCUCGACGCCCAGUGGCCCCGGUUACCAACCAGGACCCACAAGUGGAUAUCCUGGUACACAAACCUCUCCAUCAUACUCAAAUACGCCACAGCAAAAUGGAUACCCAGGAGUCGGUUCGGGCACAACACCAAGUUACCCAUCUGGACCUUCAGGCUACCCUUCAAAUAAUCAAGGCUACAAUCGGCCAUCAACUAACUAUCCCGGUCAGUCUUAUCCAGGACAAAGUCCAGGCGGACCAACGGGUCCUUCUGGUGUUCCAGGACAGGGUUCAAAUUAUCCUGGACAAAACUACCCAGGUCAAGGACAAAACUACCCAGGUCAAGGACAAAACUACCCAGGUCAAGGACAAAACUACCCAGGUCAAGGACAAAACAACCAACGUCCGGGAUUUGGACCCGAUACUUCCAAUUUUGGUACAGAUGAUAAUAGUGGUUCUGAAGGUGGAGAUUAUUCAGCAAUACCCGGUGAGCCAGAUAGAGAUUAUCCCAUACUUUCAGUCGUCCCCGAAACAUCGUUCAGGUGUGACGCUCAAUCUUAUCCAGGUUAUUACGCAGAUGUCGAAGCUCGAUGCCAAGUAUUCCAUGUUUGUGCCAAUAAUAUAACUUACGACUUUUUAUGUCCCAAUGGAACAAUAUUUUCUCAAGAGUUUUUCGUCUGCGUCUGGUGGAAUCAAUUUGACUGUGACUCUGCCCCUAGUUAUUAUGGACUUAACGCAAAUCUAUAUGAUUAUUCCAUAAUGGGAUCUAAUCAUGGUGGAAUUCCUCAAAGCCCUCAAGGAUCUUAUCCUAGCAGUUCUGGACCACAAAGUCCAUCAUCAAACUAUCCAGGAAGCACAGGACCUCAAGGAUCUUACCCUGGCAAUACAGGUCCGCAAGGACCAGUAUCUGGCUACCCCGGUAGUACAGGCCCAUCAGCUGGUUUUCCCGGAACUCAAAAACCAAGUUAUCCAGGAUCUUAUCCUGGUGCUCAACAACCUGGAUCUCGUCCUAGUGGUCCUGGAACACAACAACCGGGCUCAUACCCCGGAAGCCCUGGUCCGCAACGGCCUGGAUCUUAUCCUAGUGGACCUGGAUCACAACAACCGGGCUCAUACCCCGGAAGCCCUAGUCCGCAACGGCCUGGAUCUUAUCCUAGUGGACCUGGAACACAACAACCGGGCUCAUACCCCGGAAGCCCUGGUGCGCAACGGCCUGGAUCGUAUCCUAGCGGCCCUGGUGGUCAGCAAACCGGUUCCUACGGCCCUGGAGCACAACAAUCGGGAACUCGUCCUAGCGGCCCUGGGUCCCAACGACCUGGAUCGUAUCCCAGUGGCCCCGGAUCUCAACAACCAGUGUAUUAUCCUAGCGGACCAGGAGCACAAAAACCUGGUUCUUACCCUGCCAGACCAGGAUCGUACCCUAGUGGCCCUACAGGACAACAAGGUCCCUCUGCCUCAUACCCAGGAACUUAUCCUACUCAGGGAUCUCAAGGUCCGAGCUCAACGAACUAUCCAGGAUCUCAAAGUACAACAAGCUAUCCUGGAUCAGGUAACCAAGGUUAUCCGUCAGGAAAACCUUCUGGACCGAGCUUCCCAUCUGGUACUGGAAGACCUCAAGGACCCAGCGAUAAUAAUUAUCCAAGUUCUCAACCUAACAGAGAAUACCUCCCACCUAGAAACUGAAUAUUCCACUUGGAUCUAAAUACUGAAAAUCUUAGAUUUAUUCGUUAGUUUAAGUUUCCAAAAUGCCACUUAUAAUAUUUAACAAAGAAUGAUGGAAAUUUUAAGAGAAAACGUUGACAAAUGUGAAUGUUGGUGUAAAAAUUCUGAAUCGCUUAGUCUGUAUAAUGUCUUACAUAAACUCUCUUUAUCAAUCUAUAUAAAACUGUACAUUUAGAAGAACGUGAACUUGUUUUGGAAUACGUUGUAGCAUAUAUUUUGAAUUUUCAUAAACGUGGAAGUUUGUUGCAAAAAUAAGUGUUCACAAAGUACAAAUACUAUUUGAUUAAUGUUUCACUAUAGUUUUAUUACUAUUUAGUAUGUAAAGUAUUAAUAAAGCAUUUCAUUUUGUAAAUAAAACAAAAAGCUAAAUAAAGAAAUAUAUUUCGAGCAACAUA